Molecule: messenger RNA, 1236 nt
Organism: Zea mays
Lineage: Eukaryota; Viridiplantae; Streptophyta; Magnoliopsida; Poales; Poaceae
Exons: 3
Coding region: 18-782 (254 amino acids)
Source: RefSeq, a predicted model, not a curated record
UCUGUAUCAAUGUUGCAAUGCUCAGAGGUCGCGUUUAUGAUCAGAAGAAGGCAAUGAUCAACUUGUUCGACCUCAGGGCAGGGAUGUCUAGCACGAACAAGCUCACAGAUCGAGCUCGUAUAGAUGGUUCUCCAGCAUGUAGAAGCUGGCAAGAUGUCAAGAGAACUGUUGAUCCUGCUAAAGUUUAUGCCAAUGAUAAAGUAGGAGCUAGUAACUGGAGCUCAUCAAGAAAUAAUUCAAAUGCAUCUCCAUUGGAUAUGGCAUCAGAAAAGGAGAUGUCCAAGGAGUUGGAGUCAAAGAAGAAGUCGCCAAGUGUGGUUGCCAGAUUAAUGGGACUCGAAGAAGAUCUACCUGGUCAAGAGCUAGCAUUACAUCCUGCUAAAGGAAAGUUGAAGAAAAGACACUUAAAUGGCAAUUUGGCCGAAACAAACAAUCUCCAUCAACAUCAAGAGCAGUACCUUUCCAGUAUCACAACAUGCGACAAACACAUAGGACCCAAAGAAACAGUUGAGUUUAAGGAUGUUUACGAAGUCAGUGAAGAACCAUUAAGAACAUACCAUCUUCACGACCAAACUUUUCCUAGGGAAAUGUCUUCCAGGAGCAAGAGGGACAUAAGGAUGGAGAUUGUUCGUCAGAAUUUCAUGGAAGCAAAGCGUCUUGCUACAAAUGAGAAACUCCUACAUUCAAAGGAGUUUCAAGAUGCUCUUGAGGUUCUAAGUUCCAACAGAGAUUUGUUCCUAAGUUUCUUGAGGAACCGAACUCUACUCUCUCAAAGCAGCUAGCUGGACUUCACAGAAGCCCGUCACCACCUCAGACAAAGCGUAUUACUGUGUUGAAACCAACUAAAUUUGUUGAACACGUGAUGCCAAGGACACACCGGAGGUCUCAUUCAGCACAAGUUACCUUAUCCCAGCCAACCAGGAUAGUUUUUUUUUUGAACGAACGGCACGAGAUUGUGCACGUUUCUAUUAAUAAAGAAGAGAGUGAAGCAGUGCCCAAGAGACACCGCAGGAAGGAUACAUAGAGGUUACGUAAUUACAGCAUAGAUAAAAGCGCAAGAAGGUGCUUAGCACCUGCGACACCCCACAGCCUUGCCUCUGCCUUAAUUGCUGCUAGCAGAUCUGCCACUGACCUCUCUUGCCUUUGGAAGGUGCGGUUGUUCCUUUCCAGCCAAAUGUGCCAGACCACCAGUAGGAGCAGGGAGCGCGUUCCCUUUUUGGGCACAGCGACUGAGCC